CAGGCGGCGGCCGAUUAGCUCAGGUUUACAUCACCCGGCCGAGCCGGAGCCGGAGCCGGAGCCGGGGCGCCCCGGGACCCGGGACACCUGCGUCGGAAGCGGCGGCGGCUCCGCACCCGGGAGGCCGUGGCGGGUGGAGGCCAGAGCUCCCACGGACGCCGAGCUCGGCCGCAGCGGAGCUCCGAGACUCUGAGCUCGGGCUCCUGUGCUGCACGAGGAAAGAUGCGAGCCACCCCUUUGGCAGCUCCUGUGGGCCCUCCCUCCAGGAAGAAGCCGUUGAAGUUGGAUGAUGACCUAGACACUCAGUGUCCCCCCCGGAAGCAAGCUCGAAGUGGACCCCAGCCCAGGCUGCCCCCCUGCCCUCCGCCCCUGAGCCCACCUCCUGCUCCAGCCCGUGCCCCUGCUGUGACCACUCCCUCCAGGCUUGGGCCCUAUGUCCUCCUGGAACCCGAGGAGGGUGGCCGGGCCUACCGGGCCCUGCACUGCCCCACAGGCACCGAAUACACCUGCCAGGUGUACCCGGUCUGCGAGCGCCCCAAGGUGCUAGAGCCCUACUGGCGGCUGCCGCCCCACAGGCACGUGGCCCGGCCAGUGGAGGUCCUGGCAGGCGCCCACCACCUUCACGCCUUCUUCCCGCGGCCCCGCGGGGACAUGCACAGCCUGGUGCGCCGCCGCCACCGCCUGCCCGAGCCCGAGGCCGCCCGGCUCUUCGGCCAGAUGGCCGCCGCCGUGGCGCACUGCCACCAGCACGGUCUGGUCCUGCGGGACCUCAAGCUGCGACGCUUUGUCUUCACCGACGGGGAGAGGACCAGGCUGGUGCUGGAGAACCUGGAGGACGCCUGCGUGCUGACUGGGCCGGACGACUCCCUGUGGGACAAGCACGCGUGCCCGGCCUACGUGGGGCCUGAGAUCCUCAGCUCGCGGGCAUCCUACUCGGGCAAGGCGGCGGAUGUCUGGAGCCUGGGCGUGGCGCUCUUCACCAUGCUGGCCGGCCACUACCCGUUCCAGGACUCAGAGCCUGCCCUGCUUUUCGGCAAGAUCCGCAGGGGCGCCUACGCCCUGCCCCGGGGCCUCUCCGCCCCGGCCCGCUGCCUGGUCCGCUGCCUCCUCCGCCGGGAGCCAGCCGAGCGUCUCACAGCCUCGGGGAUCCUGCUGCACCCCUGGCUGCGAGAGAACCUGACCCCCCCAGUCCCAUCCCGAGCCCACCUCUGGGAGGCUGACCAGGUGGUCCCCGAAGGGCCAGGGCUGGAGGAAGUGGAGGCAGAGGAGGGAGAAAGGGAAGCGGGCCUGUAUGGCUAGGACUCCCCUACCCGACUCUCAGCUGUGAACUGUGGAUUGAGUUUGGGGCGCCCCCGAGCUCUCUCCCGCCUCUUUGAACGGAGAUAAACCCUAAGUGCCUUCUAGGAGGGAGGAAGGAGGAGGCGUGUUGAAGUGUGCUGUAGGCACGCCUGUGUGGCUCGCACGCCUGUGCACACGGGCUGGUGCAUUCGACACGUCUUUGUGGGGAGCUCACUGUGUGCCUUGUUCCAGGUGCUGAGAACACAGCUGUGAGCACGAGACAGAACUCCUGCUCACGGGCUGUCUGUCCUCUUCCACCCCACAGGCCAGCGUCUGCCCUGGGCCGGGCACAGUCAGUGCAGGCGACGGCGUCCACGCGUGCUGGCACCCCGCACUGCUGUCACGGACAGUCCCUUUCCCGCCCACCCAGCGGCCUUUGUAUGCUGCGCCUGAGAGGAAGGGAAGCGUCCCGUGCCAAAGCCCGCAGGCCCUCCCCUGCACCUUGGGCCCGGAGCCCAGGCCCUGCUGCGAAUCCGCUCCAGCAGCUGUGUCCCCUUGGCCAGAGGAUCCUCUGUCCGGUCUGAGCCAAGGAUCUGGGCUGGAAGACCAAGAGUUCAAGCUGUGAGGCGGGUCCUCCUCCAGCUCAAGGAGUGGUUUGGAAUGAGGGUCCAGGCCUGUCCGUCUCAGCAGCCCGGGACCUGAGCUGCUGACUGGAGUUGGGGGACAGGACUUGGUGGGGCCUGCCCCUGGCCUCCUGGAAAGGCCUAAGUCCAGUUCUGGGGACACUUGGGGUCCAGAACCCCACAUCAGCACUAUAGGUUUUGGAUGCUCUGAGAAUAUAUUUUUACCUUGUGCCUAAUAAAGGAGUUAUGGAAUA
Eptesicus fuscus (big brown bat) is the source of this 2155-nucleotide messenger RNA. RefSeq names its product tribbles pseudokinase 3 (gene TRIB3). The transcript has 4 exons. Lineage: Eukaryota; Metazoa; Chordata; Mammalia; Chiroptera; Vespertilionidae. The record is from RefSeq and is a predicted model, not a curated record. Gene Ontology annotation, biological process: regulation of MAP kinase activity; positive regulation of proteasomal ubiquitin-dependent protein catabolic process; protein phosphorylation. Gene Ontology annotation, molecular function: mitogen-activated protein kinase kinase binding; protein kinase activity; ATP binding. Bases 223 to 1299 code for a protein of 358 amino acids. Gene Ontology annotation, cellular component: nucleus.